UGUGGCGUAAUGAAGCGCUGCCCUGGCCUAAUGAAGAGCUGCCAUCUGCAUUUAUCCUGCCUACCAUGUUCCCUUCAUCGACUUUUUUUAUCGUGAAAUAGCCUAGGCGCCUAGCCUCUGCUCUUUAAUCUAGUAUCACGAAAAUAUUUAUCCACAGGAUCACGUUCUUGGACUCAUCUUCGUCCUUUUCACUGCAGCCGUGUGGGUAGAGAGAGAGGGAGAGAGAGAGAGGGAGGGAAGAUGGAGUUUGACGCUGAGGGUUGUUCUUUCGUUAGACUGGAGAGCCACAGUGACUGUGAGAUAGAGAUAGAGAGGAGAGAGAGAGAGAUGUUCUUGUGAGUGGAGAGCAAAAGGGUCAAUUGCUGCGCUUUUGCACAAGUCAUGUGGGGGCAGAAGCGCCUGCCACUUCACAAAUGGCCUGGCCACGUACCAGGACGCCAUUGGAGAAGACAAUAACACGCGUACAACCUUUUCAAAUAAAGGGCGCUGCUCUGCCAGAUGAAGGAAGCGAGGGAGAGUGAAGCAGGGGAAGGCAAGCAAAGGCCUUUACCGAGGAAGAAGAAGAGAGAUCUAAAAAGGGUUCAGUAGAGAGAGCGAAGGAGAGAGGAUGGAGCAGAUCUCUGUUGCCCCUUUCGUUCUGAAGACGUACGAGAUGGUGAGCGACCCUUCCACCGACGCCCUCGUCACAUGGGGCACUGCCAACAACAGUUUUGUGGUGCUUAACCUCUUCGACUUCUCACAGCAGCUCCUCCCCAAGUACUUCAAGCACAACAACUUCUCCAGCUUCGUCCGCCAGCUCAACACCUAUGGAUUCAGGAAGGUUGACUCCGACAGGUGGGAGUUUGCAAAUGAGUACUUCCUGCGAGGACAGAGGCACCUAUUGAAGAACAUCAUAAGGAGGAGAAGCUUCCAGAAUGGGGGCGAGAUCAGCAGCCGCGUGAACGCAAUCAUGGCAAGCAGCACUGUGGAGAUGUUGCUCGCCAGCCAGGUGGAAAGGCUGAAGCAUGAGCGAAACUCCAUGGUGGUGGACUUGGCAGAGCUGAGGCAGAGCCAGAUGGCCAUGGAGGAAGAGGUGGAGGAGAUGAACAAGAGGCUGCAAGUCACAGAGAAGCGGCCGCAGCAGAUGAUGUCUUUCCUUGCCAAGGUAGUGACAAACCCCGGAAUCCUCUCUCGCAUGAACAAGGGGACGAAGCAAUUGAUGGACGAGAAUCCGACCAAGAAGCAAAAGAUGAUAGCACACGCUGAACAGAAAUACUCCCCUCCACCUUCGGUUGGUGAUGCAGAGAAUCGGGUGCUUGUGGUGGAUGGGGAUGAAAACAAGAAUGGGGAAGGGAAUUUUGAGGUGAAUUCUGAGCUUCCAUCCUUCUCAAAUUCGGGGAUGAUGAGCAUGAGUGCACAAGUUGCGGCUGAGGAAGAAGGGGAAGAAGAAGAAGAAGGUCCACUCUUAAUUGAGGACAUACAGCCACCUGAAUACGUCUAUGAAUGCCAGCAACUUGUUCCUAAGCAUAGAUUAGAGAGACCAACUUUGCCUCUCUCUGGUCCUGCUUUCAUAAAAAGUGGCUUCUGACUCUCACCAGAUGCAAAGUUAAAUUUGGUGGGAACUCGGGACAGGGAGGCUCUUUUGUCAGGGCAAUCUUUUGCUCCUCUUCCACGUCUCUGUCUCCCUAUCUUAAGCAGAUACUAGGGGAUAAAAACGAUGAAAAUGGGAGAACAAAAUUAGUUCUGCGGGUGAAGCUAGAUUAGGAUGUGUGCAAUCAGGAUGUGUGGAAUCUCUGAUGUGUAGAUAACCGAUUCUUUGCUUUUCCAUCUUCUCCUCCUUCCCGUUUUAGUUGGUAGGCUUGUAAUCCGUGUAAACUGCAGAAACAUCAGUAAUAAAUUUGUAGAAAAAAGGUUCAUCUA
Molecule: messenger RNA, 1899 nt
Organism: Nymphaea colorata (pocket water lily)
Lineage: Eukaryota; Viridiplantae; Streptophyta; Magnoliopsida; Nymphaeales; Nymphaeaceae
Product: heat stress transcription factor C-1-like
Exons: 2
Coding region: 608-1567 (319 amino acids)
Biological process (GO): regulation of transcription by RNA polymerase II
Cellular component (GO): nucleus
Molecular function (GO): RNA polymerase II cis-regulatory region sequence-specific DNA binding; DNA-binding transcription factor activity
Source: RefSeq, a predicted model, not a curated record